AUGUACUUGAAGACGAUUCUUGGUGCGGUGGCACUGAGCGCUGGAAUGGUCAACGCAGACUUCAUGGUCUACACCGAGCCGCCUAUACCCACAAGCGCAAUUCCUACCACCGCUGGCGGUCAAUGGACAACCUCCGUCUUCCUCAACGCGAAACUGGGUUGGGACGCUUACACCAAAGCCCGCGGUAGCACCUACGAGUCCUCAGUAUCAUCCGCCGCCUCCGAAGUCCGCUCCUUUGCCUCUGCCCACGGCAACUACAGUAUCCCGGCGGAUGUUACAAACGACGACGCCGCGACGACCUUCUACAGCAAGCCUGACUGGUACGAUGCGCUGCCCACGGGCGUUAGGCAGUUCAAGGAAGAGCAGGUGUCGGACCAGUUCAGUAUUAUACGGAGCAUAAUAGGCGAUGAUACAACAAGCGGGGCCGCGGGCGCUUCGGGCACAGGCAGUCCAGGUGCGGCCAAACCCACACCGAGAGCGGGGCUGGGUGCCGCUGGCAUGGGCGCGAUGGCUGCAGUCGCAGCCGGAGUGUUCUUGUGA
This is a messenger RNA of Didymosphaeria variabile, 540 nucleotides long. RefSeq lists its product as uncharacterized. NCBI's taxonomy places the organism in Eukaryota, Fungi, Ascomycota, Dothideomycetes, Pleosporales, Didymosphaeriaceae. The record is from RefSeq and is a predicted model, not a curated record. The transcript is spliced from 2 exons. Bases 1 to 540 code for a protein of 179 amino acids.